UACAUUUUAACUAAAAAUUUUACGUCGUAAAUAAAAUUAAUAAUUUUCCAAAUGAUUUCAUUAAAACUUUACACAUUUAGUUUUGUAUUAUUUUCUGUAAUAUUGUAUACAAAACCAAAGCCAAAUUUAAAAAAAAAUGUUGAUCAGUUAGAUAAGUUAUUAAGCUAUCCCGGAUGGAAUAAUUUAAAUGAUUUGAAGUUUAUAAAAUAUUACAGAAAAAGUUAUUAUAUUAAAAAUCUGAUUCAAACACCUACGUGUCGCUAUAAAUGUGAUCAAAAAAUAUGUGCUUUGAUGUUACAUCUUAAUUGUACAUACGUAAAAGUUUUAAAUAAUAUAUUUCCAGUUAUUAGCAACAUUCUACAAAAAUGCUACAAAAAAAUUAUAAACGAGAACGAUUUCAUAAAUGGAUGUAUUUGUACUGAAGAACUCAUUGACAUAAUAUCAUUAUUAAUUGUUCCAAUGGCAGCAUUAAUGAAAGGAGCUAUAGACAGUUUAGAUUCAAUUCAACAAUAUCCAUGGAAAAAUAACUCAUGGUAUUAUAACAACUACUACAUGAUGAGUUCUGCAAUAGGGGAAAUAGGAAAUAUUAUUGACGAAUUAAACGAACUAUCUUUAUCACGUGAUGAUGUUUCUACAUACACUUGGACAUUAAGUACUAUAAAUAAUUUUUUUCUAAAAAUAGAAGGUGAAAUAAACAAUAAAGCUGUAUCCUAUUGUAAAUUUGUAUCAUUUGAUAAGGAUGAGUUAUGGAAAAAAUGGGUUCAACAGUAUAAUGUAAAUAUUAAUCAGGGCAUAAAAUUAGUAUUUGUCAAAUUUUUAACCAGAAAAUUAAAGGAUUAUAUCAAUACAACAAUUAUAGGGAAGUAUUUUCAAUUGGGAUUUAAAUUUGAUCCAUUUACCGAGGAUACAUUUAUAGAAACACUAGAAGAGCAUAUUGAUAUAGAAUUGGAACUUAAGCAAUGGUAGAUGCAGAUCCAAUUCAAAUAGAAACUAUUCAAAAUAUAUUAUAUUCAAUAAGAUAAUUUUAGCAAAAUAAUUAGUGUAAUUAAAAUGUUAAAAACUUAAAUAGCCUAAUAAAAUAAAAAUAAUAACACCAUUUAAUAAUGUACACAAUUAAGUAAACUUAUUAAUAAAAACGAUGUACACAUAACACUAAAAAUAUAUCAAAAACUAUUUUUUAAAAUAAAAACAAUUAAA
Messenger RNA from Daktulosphaira vitifoliae (grape phylloxera), 1197 nucleotides. RefSeq lists its product as uncharacterized. Lineage: Eukaryota; Metazoa; Arthropoda; Insecta; Hemiptera; Phylloxeridae. The record is from RefSeq and is a predicted model, not a curated record. The transcript has 2 exons. The coding region runs from base 52 to 966 and encodes 304 amino acids.